AUGGAUCUAGCGUACGACCACAUCCAGGAGGAUAUCUACGCUAAAAAGCCCGAGGGUUCAGAGUCCAAGGAUGGUUCCAAGCCUGAGCAAGCCCAGUCGUCGCUAAAUGAGGACUUCCAGGAAGCUUACAAGGCUUUCUCCAACAGCCCCUGGGGUGCUAGGAUCGGUGGGUUCUUGGGCAAUGUUGUCAAGCAGGGCGAGUCGGUGUACACACAAGCUUCCAAGGAGUUGGCUGAAGUAGGCGAAGAUGCGUCAAAGGGCCUGACAGGCCUGCGCGCAUCCAUCCUGAGCCACACGCGGAAUCUUUCCCUCAACCCGAGUACUACCGGCGAGAGCUCCAAGGAUGGAGAGGAGGACCCUUCUACAGCUACCAAGGCACGAGGAAGCGAGGAGGACGGAGAUGCGCUGGCACGUAUCAAGGCCGAGGCUGCGAAGCGACUGAAGGAUCUCCAGCGAGCUGAGGAUGCCGCUGACGAGGCCCUCAUCCGAUUCGGUGGCAACGUCCGCAACUUUCUCCGUGAUGCCAUUAGCAUCGCCCCUCCUCAGGCGUCUGACCAGAGCGGCACAGUUCUCUUUGAGAGUAAGGAUGCUCAGGGCAAGCGGGUGAUUCACACCUCUCGGUUUGACGCCCAGCUGCAUGUAAUUCAUACUUCGACCGAAAGCUUCACCAAGGACCCCAACAGCGCCGAGUAUGAGACUUGGUCCAAGGAAUUCGAUGCCGACAAGAAGACACCCGAUAUCAACAGCGAUCUGCAGAAAUUCCCCGACCUUCGAGCUACCAUGGAGAAGCUGGUUCCCGACCAGGUUCCUUACGUUGACUUUUGGAAGCGAUACUAUUUCCUUCGCCACGGUAUUGAGACAGCUGAAGCUAGACGACGGGAUCUCCUCAAGGCUGCCUCUACUGAGGACGAGGUUGGCUGGGAUGACGACGAUUCUGAUUCCGACGAAGAUUCUGAUUCCGACGACGAGUCUAGCGACGACGACGACGGCACCCCCGUGGCCAAGACCGAACCCAAGACUGCCUCUGCCGCAUCCUCGACGACCAUCCAACCUCCUGCGCAAAAGCUCCUGAAGCCGACCGAAGCCCGCAAGUCCAACGACGAAAAGUCGCAGGCCGAUAGUGAAGCUAGCUACGACGUUGUCGGCGCGACAUCUGGCAAGACGACCCAGACUCCCAACAGCCCUAAGGACUCUAAGAAGGAGGAGGAGUCCGAAAGCGAGGAGGAAAGCGAUGACGACUGGGAGUAA
Messenger RNA from Fusarium falciforme, 1248 nucleotides. RefSeq lists its product as hypothetical. The coding region runs from base 1 to 1248 and encodes 415 amino acids. Lineage: Eukaryota; Fungi; Ascomycota; Sordariomycetes; Hypocreales; Nectriaceae. The record is from RefSeq and is a predicted model, not a curated record. The transcript is spliced from 3 exons. Gene Ontology annotation, cellular component: cytoplasm.